This is a messenger RNA of Syngnathus acus (greater pipefish), 2214 nucleotides long. RefSeq names its product integrator complex subunit 14 (gene ints14). The coding region runs from base 284 to 1822 and encodes 512 amino acids. NCBI's taxonomy places the organism in Eukaryota, Metazoa, Chordata, Actinopteri, Syngnathiformes, Syngnathidae. The record is from RefSeq and is a predicted model, not a curated record. The transcript is spliced from 11 exons. Gene Ontology annotation, cellular component: integrator complex. Gene Ontology annotation, biological process: snRNA 3'-end processing.
AACACAAAAGGCGCUCGAUGGUUCCAAGGGGGCGAGCUUAGCCUUAGCAUCGAGACAUCCAUCAUUCGUCAAAACGAUUCGUUCGGUUUAGUCUAUGCACGAUUCGAUUGAUGGUUUACUUACAACAACUCACAACCUAUUUAAGGACUACCACAUUGCGAAAUUAGCUUGAAAAAAUCAUGAACGCUCCCGUUAGCACUGCAUUCUUCCUUGCUCAAUGCUAGCUAACUACUCGUUUCUCCCCCCUAUGACUCUCGAGUCCUGACCACUAUUGCAGUAAAUCAUGCCUACCGUGGUGUUAAUGGACGCGUCCCUGUCCAUGACAAGGCCGGUGUCGCUGGACAGCAGCGAAGAGUUCCAGAGGAAGAACUUAGCCGUCCACGGGCUCAAUAUGUUAUUCGAGCACAUGGCCUCCAACUACCGCUUGGAGUUCACCGCACUCGUGGCUUUCUCGUCCCUCUGGGAACUGAAGGUGCCGUUCACAAGGGAUUAUAACGCUUUACAGGACGCCCUGAGCAACCUCGAAGACUAUGACAAGACGUGCGUAGAAUCAGCUCUGAAUGGGGUCAGCAACGUGGUGCAGCAAGAGUGGGGGAGUGCUUGUCCCUGUCAGGUGGUGCUAGUGACCGACGGAUCUCUCGGGAUCGGAAAAGGCUCCCUGCGUCACUCCCUGCAAUCUCUGAGGCACCGCGGGGACGACAAGAAGUUCCCUCUGCCCUUCCCUUUCCCCACUAAAAUGUUCAUCAUGUGUGUUGCAAACACAGAGGAGUUACAGAUGACGGGUGCUUUGGACAAAUGGGAGGAGCUUCUUUGUCUCAGUGGAGGAGACGGACAGGUCUUUACCGUGGAGGGUCCCCUUUGCAUGCAGGGCGUUCAGGCAAUGUUUGGGAGAUUAAUUGACAGGGCCUACUCUCCCUUCCACGCUGUCUUGCAUUGUGGAAACUUGUCCGCAGACGUUCAGGUGUUCCCUCGACCUGAGCCUGUCGUGGUGGAUGAGGAGGUGGAACCUUUAGCUCGAGCUGUCAACCCAAAUCUGGAAAUCGUGGGCUUCAUUGAAAUCGCGGACAUCUCCAGCCCUCCUGUCAUAUCAAGACACUUGGUUCUGCCAAUUGCUGUCAGUAAAGAUGUUGACGACGUCGGCACAGGCGGCGCAGAUGAGCCGGAGGAGGAAGUGUCUGCGAGUCAAAUGGCAGGGAAAAGUCCCAAUUUCUGCGUGCUUCUACAUGGCAGCCUAAAAGUGGAGGGCAUGGUGGCACUUGUCCAAUUGGGGCCCGAGUGGUUCGGCAUGCUGUAUUCGCAAGCAGACAGCAAGAAGAAAUCGAACCUGAUGAUGUCACUCUUUGAACCCGGCACUGAGCCUCUGCCUUGGCUGGGAAAGAUCUCCCAUUUGGGGCCAAUCUCAGAGGCGGCGGAAAAUCCCUACGGAGAGGAUGACAGCAAAAGCCCUUUCCCCGUGCAGCCGCCCGUCAAACGAAGCUACGCGCAGAAUGUCACCGUGUGGAUUAAAGCCAGUGGACUCCAGACUGAUGUGCAAAAGAUUCUGAGGAAUGCAAGAAAGUUGCCUGAUAAAACGCCGACCUUCUACAAGGAGCUGAACCGCCUUCGUAAAGCCGCUUUGGCAUUCGGAUUCUGGGACCUCCUCAAGGGAGUGGCCGAGCUACUGGAGCGGGAGUGCACGCUGCUGCCCGACUCGGCCCACCCCGAUGCCGCUUUCCAACUUUCCCACGCAGCCCAGCAACUCAAACUGGCCAGCACCGGGGAUUCCCAGUACGCUGCUUUUGAGCACAACAUUGUUCCCAUGCACACUGACUUCUCAAGCUGACUUUAUGGGAAAAUGAAAUACGGACAACGGCGUGGACCAAUAGAAAUUUCCAAAACCUUGUAACGGACAAGGGAGGCUCCAAGAACAAUGGUCGCAAACUUUGCUCCUUUGGAAUUUUUUUUUUUAAACUUUCGGUUAGUAAAGUCUUUAUCAAAUCACUAAUUGUUUAAUUUUCCCUGUGGAUAGAAAAUACCCAGAAGUCAAUUAUCUGGCCUAGCAACUGGUCAAGGAUAUUUCGAGGGGGGGGGUGCUCUGCCACUGAAUUAAAGUGCAGAUGACGUAAAAUUGGAAAUCUCAUUUUAUGAUCUUGGCAUUUUUUAACUCAUUCAAAUUCGUCAGGGAUGUUACCAAUUUUAAUUGUAAAUACUUUAAAACAUUUUACAGGGACUUAA